Molecule: messenger RNA, 890 nt
Organism: Rattus norvegicus (Norway rat)
Lineage: Eukaryota; Metazoa; Chordata; Mammalia; Rodentia; Muridae
Source: RefSeq, a predicted model, not a curated record
CGCCCUCCCCCCAACAAUCACGUUCACUGGGAAUCCAGCUUUGGCAGGACUUGUUGCUAUUAUUAUUGUAUUACAUGGGAACACUGAGCCCUUCCUUAACGUAGGCUGUGAAUUAUAUCACACACCCAACCUAAUAUUAUUUGGGUUUACGCUUGGAGUAUUUGUCUAAUCAUGAAUUCUGACAUAAAGGGACUGGAGGCCUUCUCUGGCCCUAUUGUCUCCUGGAAAUCAUGGUUGUGUUCAGACAUCUUGUGAAGACCAAUGUUGUCAAGAUAGGUUCGUGUGUUACUAGUCAAACUGGUGUGUCGUGAUUAAGUGGGACUGGAAGAAACGCAGAGCUGUUGGCAGCCAGGCAUGGAGGAGACUCAGGCCUGGUCCUGGCGUCCAGCACUGCUCUAAGGGCAGAAAGAGAACAAAGCAUGUGCUGUCCUUUGGAUUCCUGGACUUAAUCACAAUGGGAAGGAGGGAGCUGGAAGCCAGGCUUGCAACACGUCUUCCUCUGCUGAGAUCGCUCACACCAUUACUUUGCUCACAUUUCCCACCACUUCUGAGAGGUUUCUGGUGGAAUGUUUAGGGUCUUGUUUUAAGACUAAGAUCGAGAGAGUAGAGGGUGCUGGAGAUGCCAGACGCUUGGUUCUGAGGAGGGAUUUGCAACGCAAUGGAGCGAGGAAGGGAUCGUUUACACUUGAGAACUACUGAACAGCACAUGCCAGAGAUUGAGGUCCAGGUCAAACGUAGAAGGACAGCCUCACUGAGCAACCAAGAGUGUCACUUGUACCCACGGCGUUCUCAGCAACAGCAAAUUUCUGUGGUGGAUUUCCAGGCAGAACUGAGACAGGCGUUCUUAGCUGAGACACCAAGAGGUAGUUAAAGCAGUAUUGGAACUUCAA